CCACGAUUCAUUUUCGGUUAUUCUUGAGACCGCAGUACAGAAUGAUUACUUUGGUAUGGAAGAGGAUUGACACGUCGAUGUGCAAAUGUGGAGAUCCUCAUCAUAUAAAGCAAGGGUGUGUAGGACCUAGAUUGAGUGGCUAGGUAUAGACCUUCCAUAUCUACGCAACAUACACCCCAUACACCCCAUACAAAGCAACAAUAUCGAUACGAAAUGGUCAAUGUAGCAGUUCUCGGUGCCUCUGGCCAAAUCGGUCAGCCACUUAGCCUUUUACUCAAAUCUAGUCGUUUAGUCACAGAGUUGAGAUUAUAUGAUGUUGUUCACUCAAUAGGCGUUGCCACAGAUCUGAACCAUAUCGACACACCCGCCAAGGUCAGCGGAUACUUGCCCGCAGACAAUGGCCUGGAGAAGACGUUGACCGGAGCUGAACUUAUUAUGAUACCUGCCGGCAUUGCACGAAAACCGGGCAUGACUCACCUCUUUAAGACAAAUGCCAGUGUCAUUGCCGAUCUUCUAUCAGGCGUUGCCAAAUACUGUCCUACAGCCUUCGUUUGCAUCAUAACCAAUCCUGUGAACAGCACUGUACCAAUCGCUGCCGAGGUACUAAAGAAGGCCGGCGUCUUCAAUCCCCGCAAGCUCUUUGGCGUCACGACCCUUGACGUCGUUCGCGCAUCCACCUUUGUCGCUCACGCGCUCGGCAAGGAGGACCCUCAGGAGUUCAAGGUCCCCGUUGUUGGCGGGCACUCUGGAGCGACUAUUCUGCCGCUAUUCAGCCAGAGUCAGCCUUCAGUGGAAUUGACCAAAGAGCAAUUGGAUGCGAUCACAUAUCGUGUGCAAUUCGGUGGCGAUGAGAUUGUGAAGUCGAAGGCCGGUGCUGGCUCUGCAACUACCUGCAUGGCAUACGCUGGUUUUCGAUUUGCACAAGCCAUCAUAAAAGCGUCAAAAGGUGAGACUGGAAUCGUUGAAGCAGCGUAUGUUUAUCUCCCCGGUGUACCUGGAGGUGACGCAAUUGCAAGGAAUCUCAAAGUGGACUACUUUGCUGUGCCGCUCAAGUUUGAUGCAGAAGGCGCGGUCGAAGCAUACCCGGUCGGCAAGUUGUCAGCUUACGAAGAAGAUUUGCUACAGACUGCGGUGGACGAGCUGAGGGGAAAUAUCGCCAAGGGUGAAGCACAUGUCAAGGGAGCGCAGGCGUAG
This is a messenger RNA of Boeremia exigua, 1194 nucleotides long. Its product is annotated as malate dehydrogenase. Gene Ontology annotation, cellular component: cytoplasm. Lineage: Eukaryota; Fungi; Ascomycota; Dothideomycetes; Pleosporales; Didymellaceae. Gene Ontology annotation, biological process: tricarboxylic acid cycle; malate metabolic process. The transcript is spliced from 6 exons. The coding region runs from base 214 to 1194 and encodes 326 amino acids. The record is from RefSeq and is a predicted model, not a curated record. Gene Ontology annotation, molecular function: L-malate dehydrogenase (NAD+) activity.